GAAAAUGCUUUGAAAAAUAAACAAACUGAAUAUAAAUAUAAAUACUACAUUUGUAUUUCUUCUUCAGACAUUUCAAACAUGAUUGAAAUAAAUGAUUUAUCUGAACUGCAGUGUCCAGAAUCGUAGGUAGAAGUAAUAUUUUUAGAAAGAACGAUCAAUACUACAAUAAACAAUGACACUUCUGUAAGAGAUUUAGGUUAUAUAGUUACAUUGGAUACUAAAUAAUUGGAUAAUGUACCAAGAGACAGAAUGAUAUUUUUACAGUACAGUGAUCUACCAAUACACUUUGUAAGUCUGUCUAAUACAUGGUAGAAAAGAUAGCUAUUAUACUUUUGUACAGGAUCCAGAAAAUUUAAAAAAUAUAUUGAAAGUAUUACUGAAUAAUGAUAUGAUCACACAGGACAGAUAAAAUAAAUGAAAAAGUGAUAUACAUGUAUUCAAUACCCAGAAUAAUAAUGGUUUUAUAUGGUUGGUGAAUUAAACGAUGAGUAUAUAUUAAUAACUUUGCACAUUUCUCUUCUGGCUUGCAAGCUGGUUGCUGCAUUUUCUGCCCUGUCACUGUCCUGGCCCUGACGUCUUCCACGGGCUCCUCUUCCACCAACUCUUCUCCCUCGUGCUGUGCCAGUUCUAUCAGUGCUACGACCUCUGCCUCGUCCCCUAGCACGUGGACGGCCUCACCCUCUUCCCCUAGCUCUGACAGGACUGUCUGAACUUGAACUUGUUCCUUGCGAAGCUGGUGAUGGAGUCUAUGACACAACAGAAUAUAUAAUUAGCCAGCAUAUAUAUAUAUAUAGUGUUGAUCUAACCCAAACGAAUGAAAUUUUCCUUAUAACAUUAACAAAGGAAGAAGGAACACAAAAGUAGAAACAUACCGGACCUACUCAUUACUUCUGGCAUUUAUUCUGCACAAUUAAACUUUUCACAAUGACAUACAUGUAGCCUAACACUGGUGUGUCUUAUAUGUCACACGUACAUUUGUAGUACUGUUUAUUAUUUGCAUGUAUUGAUACCAAAAUGAUUAACACAGAAUUUAUUGUAAACUUUAAAUAUGAUUUUAUACAAAGAAAGUAUCAAUACCUGUGUAUUUCUGAAAAGAAUACAGUCACAAACAAGUUAAAAUCUGAAAGAUUUACUGAAUACAGCUAGUUUCUGUUCCGAUUGUAAUUACCUGUUUUGGGCCCCACUAGUUGAACGCCGGUGAUAGACAUAUAUAUUUAUCGCACGACAAAGCCCAAAUAACACAAAUUACCCAGCUCGAUUGUUGAAACUUAUAUAUUAUAACACUAUAGAAUCAUUAUUUGCGAACAUAAAUUAGCAGAAAGGCGCAAAGUAUGUGUUAUACCGAAGACAUGUGCGUUUGUUUACACUUACCUCGUAAUCCAUUUUUUCUUUGCGGCGGAUGUAAAUGACUGCGUCACGUGACAAGCCAUGUGACCUUUUUGGCUUUCUCCGUAAGCAACCGAGCGUGAUCUUGUUUACAAUGUAAACAAUGUUCCGACCCCGAAAAUAUGUACAAAAACAUUCAACUUGACGGUGUAGUCGCUUGUAUCGCUUAAUUAUGGAUAUAUCUUAUAUUCAAAGGCCGAAUUCUUCAAUUCCUGACGUUGAUAUCUAAAGUAAUAGUCCCUUUAAAGAACUAUCAAUGUUAGCUGUUGUCUCGCUAAAGAACCCGUAUUUAUUAAACAAUACAUAUAAUUGAUACGUUAUGAUGCAAUAUGUAAACAAUUUCACAUCACAUUUAACGACUCUUAUUAAGCUUACAUCGAACGUUCUUUCACAAAGAGUGCCAUGUACUCAAUGCACUUACACGUUAAUGAAAGAUUAACACAUCUACACACAAAUGGAACUGCAAACUUUUCAUAUUCCAUGAAAAAGUCAAGAAAACCGGUCAUUCUGGUCUGCUUAAUCUGUAAAUUUAAUAAAGUUGUUUUACAAAUCGAGGAUUAGACUUUUUACGCUAUCUACUUUCUAUAUGUCAAAUUAUUGGGCCUAGAGUGAACUGUAGGGCGUAUGAUCUAUUUCAUGAAUACAUGUUAUGCUAUUCCCAUGCAGAAUGUAAAUGUAUAUUUACGUAAUAACAUUUAUUAUGUAAAAUAGAAACAAUUAAGUUCGAGGAUCUAUCUAUGAUAUGUGACUGUAGUAUUAAUGAUUAAUCAGAUUAUUGGGGAAAAAAAUCCUGUAGAUUUAAUAUUCGGAGCUAUGAAUACUCGGAUACUGUAAAGAUAGACUAUAGAAGCUGCAUGAACUUUAUCCAGUGAUUUUUUCUCCCAUUAUUUCAUUUCGGUUAUUCUGGGUCUUCUGAAUGUUGCUGGAAAAAUGUAUCUUUGUAUUAUCUCUUGUAGCCGAUAUUUGAUUAAUUUUGGUUCCUUUUAAGGCAGUUGACCUUCAUGUCUGAUGAUGGACACGGUUACUCCUGGAACGGGAUUGUACGUAGAUAUAAGACUGUCACUAUCACUAGAUAUGGGACUUACGUGUAAUUUCAUGCAUGGAAAUACACUUCGAUGCAUUGCACUUGGGAUGAUGAGUGUUGGAUUAGUCAUAUGCUUUUGGCUGUCAUGCAGGAGAGAUGUGACCGGUUUUAAGAACACUCCUACUUCAGAUCGACGUGAUGCAGCACUGUCAUUCUUUAAUACUGAAGGCGAUGCUGAUAGUAAACACAUCCCAUCAAAUGAAGUGCAAGUCUACAAGCUAAAUCAAAUUCAUAGGACACGUUGCAGUAAGGAUACAUCAAAGACACCUAAGAUUUGUAAGGCAAGAUCAGUUGAUGAGGAAAACGAAAUUUCGUUUAGAUCAGCAGAUAGUGGAAUUGGAGAUGAUAUUAAAGAGGAAUGUAAGUCAAUCCCUGAUUCAAAACACUGUACACAGACCCUCAAACCAUUUAAAGACGAAAAUAGUAAAGACUCUUUAGAAUCUGCAGAAAGUGGAAUUUACACUUAUACCACAAAAUCAGAUGAUAUAGGCGAUCCAGACGAAUAUAAGAUAGGAAAAGAUCAAGACAUUUCUUCUAGGGAUAACAGUAAAGAUCCUCGUCACCAAGAUAUAAGUCAGCGGAAUACUGAAAGCCGAAGAGAUAGCCGGUUCAAUAUCGAAGAAGAAAUAGAACAUGAAUUUGACAGCCUAAUGUCUAACGUCAUUGAUGAUGAGAAUUGCAAGGACAUUUCGAUGGAAAAUCACGAUUCAAAUCAAACCAUUCUGAAGAAGCAAUACAAAGCUGAACCGCCGAGACCGUCUUCGUCUGUAUAUAGAAAAUCGGAAGAUACAUUUCGACACAUUUCAAACAAUCCAGAAGAUUAUGAAGGACUUCUGCUUCAAAACGUUUCUGCAAACAACUUCCAGUCAACUUUAUUGCAAUCUUGUGAUGCACAAGAAGGUCUUGCCAAUCCAUACUCGCCGGAAAAAGAUACACCUACUUACACAAACUGUAUCGACAAACCUUUUGAGAAAAAUGGAACUGACAUCUCUACUCAUUUGUGUGGCACACCACCCACUGAGAAUAUCAGAUUACCAACACGGUUGGAAAAACAUUGCCUUAAACCUCAAGAUGGGCCAGAUGAACAUUUCAUCAGCGGCUUAAAACUCAUCUCGAACGAAAUUCCCAGCAGGGAAUCCUUAUUUCUUGUCAAGAAUAGUUUUACUACGUUUGACAUCUGUGGGAAUUCUCCCUUGAGCCGGCAGCCCUUAUCUUCUCUCUAUGGAUUAAGCAGCAGAAAACGCGAGCAUGUAAAAGCCAAAAAACUGCAUACACGACGUAGCAGAAUUCAUGAAAAUACACUCAAACAAACCAGUCGGAUGCAUGUUUCAAGACGUGCACUGAGUAGAUUUUUCAAGAACUUUGAAUUAAGAUCAAAAGUGAAGAGGGUUUUGCCAUACCGCAGAUGUGCAUUAAGGUAUUAUACCUCGUACGGAAUGCCGACAAAUGUGUGGACAACAGCGAACAAGGAGCAGAUUGCACUACCAUUUUUGAACCAAAAUGAAGUACAACCAUUAGAGAGUUGUGCACAAACAAGAGCGAACCAACAACACGGAGCGGAAUCCCCGGAGCAUGACAUCGAUGAAAGUCCAAAUGAAAUAAUUUAUGCCAUAAGUGUUGGUUCUGUUGCUGAAUUUAAGAUAUAUGAAUGGGGGAGAUUGAAGACGUUUAUCUCAUUUCCCAUGGAUUGUCCUAUAAGGCCCAUUAUAUUGGCUAAAUAUGGAUUCUACUAUACUGGCAACACAGAUGAAGUAGUCUGUUUCAGCUGCAAUGUAUCCCAUUCUAACUGGAAAAGAGGCGACUCUGUGUACGCAGUGCAUUACCAGAUAUCAAAGAGAUGUCGUUUCAUGUUAGGUGAUGACGUGGGCAAUAUCCCCAUACACAGACCAGAAAACUCUCCCAACCGCAGAGGAGGCGGAAGAGAUGGUUCUGUAAGUAGAAAUACAGAGGAAACUGAACUGAUCUCAAUACUUGCAACACCAGAGAUAGUGACAUCGCUAUUUCUAGGAUCAGAGGUCAGCAAUACACCAAAUGAUGUGAAAAACGGAUCAGAAUCUGGUAGGCAAUCAAAUUGUUCACUGAAACGGUUCCAAACAGGAACAUCAGCUGGUGCUUCCGCCUCUCAGUCAGCGUCUGUACAAGAUACUCCAUCCGUGCUGAUGUUAAGUUCGACGCCUUCAGGUUCGUCCUCUCAGCAAAGACAGGAAGCAGCUGGCCAACAAAAUCAUGCAUCUUCGUACGUUCCGAUCGCCACAUCUUCCACAUCAACAACCAACAACGUACCGAGUGGUCGUCCUGGUAACCAGAUACGGAAUGGUAAUGCUGGAAAUCAACAGCAGCCUAUUAACCAGCAACAUCCAACUACACUGGCUCAGCGUCAACAACUGCGUCUGGAGCAGCAGCAAUAUCCAGGACAUCAGCAAACUGAACAAAGACAACCUGGUUCAAACAUUAACAAUCAAGCAGUUACCACAGCAAGACCUCGAUACCCAAAUUACUCACUACAGGCAGUGAGAUCGGGGACAUUCAACGGUUUUCCUAACCAUUUGGAUCAAACACCAUUAGAGAUGGCCAGAGCAGGAUUCUUUUAUGCAGGAUAUGGAGACUAUGUCAGAUGCUUCUUUUGUGGAGGCGGACUUAGGAAUUGGGAACCUGGCGAUGAUCCAUGGGUGGAGCAUGCCCGCUGGUUUCCUCGCUGUGCUCACGUCAAACAAAAUAAAGGCCAAACUUUCAUCAACUUGGUACUUCAGAGGCAGCGGGAGUUGACACUUCCAAAUGAAUAUGUAAACACUGCAGGACAGGCAUCAAAUCUGGAUCCAAAUACCCCCUCUCUUGUCCAGACGGCGAGAAUACAAACAAAUAAUGAACAGCAGUCUAGCGCUAGCAAUACACAGUCCAGUUCCAGGACACAAACGGCUUUAAAAACCGAUAUGAAAGACACGUUAAACACACAAAACAGCACAGCAUCGGCUUCUCGUCCGUCGGUAAAGACAGAUCAGGUGGUCAGCCAAAUACCAGUCUCCACAGAUGACAUGAAUUCGUCUGCUGUUCUAAGUGUUAAAAAUAUGGGCUAUGGUAACAAGGCUAUCCAAGCUGCUAUCGAACGUUUACGACAAAACCAGGGUCCAGUAGAAUUGACUGCAUUGGCGCUAUUGGAAAUCAUAUUCAGUUUUGGUGAUGAGGAAACUCCUCCAGCGACUCCUGGUCAGACGCACACAGGUUCUAACAAUACCCAAGCACCAACUGCCAGAGCAGAAAGUUCAUCUGGACUCGCAAAUGAAAAAACAAACGUGGAGAAAAAGAAAUCAGAUAAACAGACAGUGAAUCAACACUUUAUUCCAAAAUUGGGAUUGAGAGGAGGGAGCUCUCCUGAUUCUUACACAGAAGAAGAGCUUACGUCCAUCCAGGAGGAAAACAACCGGCUAAAAGAACAGAUGAAAUGCAAGAUAUGCAUGGAUAAUGUUGUCUGUAUAUCAUUUCUGCCGUGUGGACAUCUCUGCUGCUGUGCUGAAUGCGCACCUGCCAUGGUUAAGUGUCCAAUAUGCCGCCAGAUAAUCCGGGGCUCUGUAAAAACGUAUUUAUCGUAAGCUGUUUAUGUACGUGUACUUUUGAAGCCUUAAUAUUUCACAUGAACAUUUGUGUGAUCUAACUAAAAUGAUGUUGCUGGAAUUGUUGGUUUGAAAAUAUGCUUAGCAGUGUUGACUGAUAUACCAAUGUUGCUCAUGAUAGCCUCUGUACAUUAGUAGAUAGUAUUGUGUAUAAAUAUAUGUAACGAUUUAUUUUCUGAGAUAGUAUGACUGAUAGAGUAAACUUGUGGGUUCGUGUAAUUUUCGCUUUGCUCGUAAAACCCAAUCAAUUUUAUUUACUCUUGCCUAGUAAGUAGAAAAGAAUGCGACUGGUUAUUAGAAUAGUCGUUAAGAUAUAGCACUGCAGUAUAAAGCAGCAUUAUCAUAAUUCAUCUAUUUUGUUGCCAGCGGCUUUAAACAUAAUCGCAUUACUGUUUUGUGAGAAAAAUCAAAAUUCACACCCCACACUUGUUGAAGAUACAUGGGAUGAGUGUCUUUACAAGAAUUUCAAUCGUAAAUAACAGCGCAGGUAAAACACGCAUCCCCCUGCUUUCUGAUAAUGACAAAUUAUCUCCGUCAUUUAACAUUGUUCUUACUAUGCUUUCCAUUCUGAUGAAGGUGUUUGGUUUUUGAUAUGUGAUAAAUAACGCAGGGAGAAGUUUAUUGUCAAUUUUAUAGUGUAUUCCAAGCUUUGUGUAUAUAGUAAUUAUAUUCUAUUCAAUGUACAACAUUGGUGUAUCAGUAGUCACUUCAUUUUAAACAGCAACAACGUUUUAUUAAGGUGAAAAGGUAAAUCUACUAAAAUGUAGGUUUUCAAAGUACAUGCAUGUAAAUGUCACCAUUUGGCCUCAUGAAUUUACAAUGAGAACAAAAUCAAUUAAAGUCACUUGUCAAGCAGCUACGAAAAAGUUCACUUACUCACGACUAAAAGAAACAUUAUACUAACAUGAAAAUGGGCCAAAUUACGGUCGAGCGAAUUACAAACAACGUAAUUGUGUUAAAGGAUGAAAGUUUUCCCCCGAAAAAAGAUAGUGUAUUUUGUAAAGGAUCAAUGAUAAGGUCAUGGAUUUAGAUAGACCAUUUGUUGUAAAUAGUCUGUAUAGAAUUUAUAAUAUUAUCAGUAAUUUCUGAAGAAAAUUGUUUGUUGUUCUUCACACUUAAAUGUUUUAGAAGGUACAUGAUUGUAUUCGUGUAGAUAUAUAAUAUAGCUUUCUAAAGGAUCGUACAGAUCAGCAAGGCUACAAAUGUUGAUAUACAGCUAUAUAUGUAUGAAGUUUUCAAAAACAUUUGAUGGAUUGUACAUAAGGAACAUAAUAAAAAUGCACAUUUGUUAAACUGAAAUAGGACUUUAGAGAUACACUUUAGGAACAGGUACAUCCUAUAUAUGAGGCCUAUGUAGACGAUAAGUUUAUAUAUAAAUAUAUAUGUUCAGUCCGCCUGAAGAAGCCUGAGAGGGCAGAAAGGUCUUGCGGCAAAGUCUUGUGUUUUUUUAGUUAUUUUUUAUACAUUCACCUUCGCAAAGACAGAUUUCUUUUUCUUAUAUGCUAUAUAUAUGCAUCUUAUGUACUUUGAAGGAAGACACCUCUUUUCAAAUAACAUAUUCUGAUAUUCUGCUAUGCUAACUUCACACAUUCUUUUUUAUUAUGCACAUUGUUAUAUAUAUUGAGAAUCGAAAAGCGAGCACAAGUGAUGAUCUUUGCUCUCCAUUGUCAUACAGUAACGUAAUAAUGUCAAGUAACAUUCUAUACCUGAAUUGAUUAAUGUUAAUUGUGCAUAUGUAUUCAAGAUGUAUCUGCAUUGUGUAUUAUUGUGUUAUUUACUAUACCUAUAAGUUGUUUAACUUAAGUUUAUAACUAACUUGAUAAACAACGUCACUAUGAGCCCUGUGACGUUGAAGAUAGAUAUGUGUGUGAAUAGAAAAGCGAUCAGAAAAUCGAAUGAGUCACUCAAACAAGUGAUUACCCUCAAGAUCAACAUGAUUAAUCAUUUGAGCUGACAAGUUCGUAUAUUGAUAAAAAAAGCACUAGUGUUGCACGAAUAUCUAUCAAUUAUAGUUCACCCCACACGAAUGCAGUCUCAUGCAGAAUUGUGCUGGACAUAUGGUGGUAUAUAUGAUAUGUAUACAAUGUCCAAUGGAAAAUAGUAUAUCCCGUGUAUGUGUUGUAAGAAAUCAAGAUGGAUUUCCCUGUAAUUAAAUGGAAAAUGUAAAGAAAGCAUCAGUAGAAUGUUUUAAGAUUGUGUGGACAAAGGUGUAUUGUUCCAAUAACCUAUUACUUGUCUUAUAAUAUUUUACCUUUACUUGUUGUUAAAAUUAUUUAAAUGCCUUAUUGCACAUUUACACUUUGUAAUCUGCUGGUAAUGUUGAAAGCACAUGCAUUGUGCUUAUAUUAGUGUAGUUCUACUGAUGUUUCAUUGGUAAAAAUACGAUAAAUCUGUACAUGCCCACGCUAAAAAUAAUUCUAUAUUUAUGUCUGGAGUACCAAAUUGAAUGUAGAAAUAGAGUAACUACGGAGUUCAAGUAUCACAUGACUUAUUAAAUAUGGUUUACAAGUGUAAAAUUGUUACAUGCAAAAUGUUGUGGACAACGUGUUUAUCAUGCGGAUGUUAAAAUGUUCGCUAUAUAUAUUACAUGUAGUUUUAAAUACUUCAUCAAUAACUGUAGUGGAAAGCGUUAUUUAAGAAAAUAAUGGUAUUUUUUACCAGUAUGUUGUACAUAAUAAUCUUAUUGUUUCAAUAGUGUUUUAACUAUAGUGUUAUGGUAUUGUGCUUCAAUUGUUCUGAUUAUACAUGUAUCUACAUUUUGUACCUGUUUUGUUUCGAUGUAUUUUAGAAAUUAUAUUGCUAUAUUCUAUUGGUAAUUAUUAAACCUAUUUCUUCAUAUUAUGUUGUAAAUGUCCGUAUUAUUACCUACGAUUUCUGAUAACGUCUUACCUGUAUUUUUCCCUACGAUUGUGUUGUACACCUGUUUUCUUCAGAAACUGCUAUAUUAAAUAUAUGGUGACAAUGUACGUUAUCGGAAAACCGUAUUAUUUUAUUGAUGAUUUCUUACCUGUUUUUUCCGCUAUUCGUAGCGUCAUUCAAGGAAAAUGAUUUUCUGGAUACCUGGAUAAUGCGGUGUUCAUGUUGACCGAUAUACCAAUGUUGCCGAAAAAUCGAGAAAAGUAUUAAAUAUAUAGGUACACACGAGGACCAUGUAGUAAAUAAAUAUGAUGUUAUUUCAUAUAGAUGGACAUUGUGCUAAAUGGAUGGUUUUGCACCAAAUCAGCGCUUAUCUCAAAGCUUUGUUUAUCCGCACAUUUAUAGCCUAGCUACAGAAACUGGAAAGUAUCAAGAUAUUGCCACAAAUCACAGUUAUCAUUUGUAAUAACUGUGACAAUAAAUGGAUUCAUUGUUAUUUUAUAUUUGCCUAUCACAGACAUUCAGAUCUUAAGCGGAAAUAUAUCAAAAUAUAAUACCGAUAUGAGCCAACUGAUUAUCCAUAAUUUGAAAGAGCUGAAUUCGUUUGGCAUAUACAUCAUUGAAGCAAGCAAAUGUAGAAGUAAAGGAUAACUAAAUGCAAUGUUUUUUUUUAUUUUGUUAUAUUACUAGUUACAUAAGUACAUUUCGCUAUAUUUUGAUGAUGAUGAUGUAUACAUUUUAAUGUAUUCAGAAUGAUUUUACGUUAUGUGUAUUAAUUUGUUAUAUUUACAUAACCGAUAAGUUGUUACGGAACUAAAUAAACUUGAUAAACAACGUCAUUUUGAGCCCUGUGACGUUGGCGAUGUAUUAAAAGGUAUUCUACCAUGUUUGCUAUGCAACGCAAGUUUUGAUUGGUUUAAAGCCAUGUAUUAUUUUCCAAUAAUACACGCUCGUGCCAAUAAUACACGCUCGUGAG
Molecule: messenger RNA, 9910 nt
Organism: Pecten maximus
Lineage: Eukaryota; Metazoa; Mollusca; Bivalvia; Pectinida; Pectinidae
Exons: 9
Coding region: 2395-6057 (1220 amino acids)
Cellular component (GO): cytoplasm; nucleus
Source: RefSeq, a predicted model, not a curated record